GAUCGUUGUUAAAAAUUUGGAAGAAUGCCUGCUGGUGUUUCUUGGGGACAAUAUAUGAAAUUUCUCUCAGCGGCGAUGUUGUCUAUGAUGGCUGGCUCGCAAUUGGUUCAUAUGUACUACAAACCAUUAGAUGAUUUAAAUACAUACAUAGAACGGGAAAUUGGCGCUACAAAUGCACAGAAGUUAGAUGUUAAGUCAUCUCCACCAGAAAAAUCAAAUCAAACAGUAGAUGGAAAAGUCUCUUAGUGAAUGUUAUGGUUAUGAUGUGACAAUAAAGUAAAUUUUGAGCAUUUCUUUUAGUAAACCCC
Bactrocera tryoni is the source of this 308-nucleotide messenger RNA. RefSeq lists its product as uncharacterized. NCBI's taxonomy places the organism in Eukaryota, Metazoa, Arthropoda, Insecta, Diptera, Tephritidae. The record is from RefSeq and is a predicted model, not a curated record. Gene Ontology annotation, biological process: mitochondrial respiratory chain complex III assembly. Bases 25 to 246 code for a protein of 73 amino acids. The transcript has a single exon.